AUGGAGAUCAUAAAAAAAGCUGUGGAAGAGUAUGCAUCAUCCCGAAAUGUAAAAUUAGAAGAAGUUGCAAAAAAAUAUGGUAUACACAAAUCGGUGUUAUAUCGUCAUUGUACGCGGGAUAUGAAGCAACAUGGAGGCCAAAGAGCUCUAUCCGAUGAAACUGAUAUGUUUCUAAUAGAAAAUAUAAACAAAUGCGCAGAAUGGGGUUAUCCCUUAGAUACUUUGGAUCUCAGGUACAUAGUAAAAAUGUAUCUUGAUAAGAUAGGUAUAAUUCAUAAAAGAUUUAAAGACAAUUUUCCAGGACCAGAUUUUGUACAGAGCUUCCUAUUAAGACACAAAAAUGAGAUUUCCCAAAGAGUUUGUGAAAAUAUCAAGCGUGUGAGAGCUAAGGUAUCUCCAGAUACGAUUAAAGAAUAUUUUACAGAACUUGAGAAGUCUUUAAAUGGUGUACCUGCUUCUAACAUCUUAAAUUACGACGAAACAAAUUUGACGGACGACCCUGGGCGGAAAAAAAUACUAAUCAAACGGGGAUGCAAGUACCCUGAAAGAGUUCUGAACCAUACCAAGGCUUCCGUGUCUAUUAUGAUGGCUGGUACCGCAGAUGGUAAAAUGUUACCACCAUAUGUGGUAUACAAGGCAACUCAUUUAUAA
Messenger RNA from Danaus chrysippus (African queen), 651 nucleotides. The record is from the annotation of a GenBank genome assembly. NCBI's taxonomy places the organism in Eukaryota, Metazoa, Arthropoda, Insecta, Lepidoptera, Nymphalidae.